CACAGUCAGCCAUAACACUCCCCUGAAGGGCACCUCGAAAUCACAUGAGCAGAAAUAAUCCUAGAACUGGAGUUUGUGUCUAUUACUGCAAGAAUGGUGAAUAUCAAGACACUUUAUUUUCUCUUUCUGACUUUAAUUCAGGUUUAUUUAGCUGCUCAAGCAGAUUAUGCUCCCUUUUUCUUUGAUAAUGGACCUUACAGUAACAAUGGAAACAUGGCUUUAAUUAGUCUUUCAGAAGAUUUGCCUAUAGGUACUCAAGUGUAUAUAUUGAAUGGAACUGAUCCAGAAGGUGAUUUGGUGACAUUUGGUAUAUCUUUUGAACCAGGAAAGAAGGAAUACUUUAAGGUGGAUCCUCAAUCUGGAAAUGUAACUUUAAUAAGAGAACUUGACAGAGAGGAGGAGGAUGAAAUUGAAGUUCUUGUUAGUAUUUCUGAUGGCCAGAAUAAGGUAGUUGAAAAAAUAAGAAUAUUUGUCACAGAUACCAAUGAUGAAACACCACAUUUUGGCAACAUAUCCUUUAUAGUGGAUGUAUCGGAGGACAAACCUUCAGGAAGCAGCAUAUUCAAGUUUAAUGCAGUGGAUAAAGAUACAGGCUCUGGAGGAAGUGUCACAUAUUCACUGCAGAAUGUUCAAGCAAGUAAAUUUGCUAUUGAUAGGCACAGUGGGGUGCUUCGAAUCAAGCGAGGAGAAACAUUAGACUUUGAAAAAUCGAGGACACAUUUUGUAACGGUGAUAGCCAAGGAUGGUGGUGGGAAAUACAAAGGAAAGGAAAAAGUGCAUUCAUCUUCAACCACCAUAACGAUCAAUGUAAUUGAUGUCCAGGACACGCCACCAUUAUUCAUUGGCACACCAUAUUAUGGAUAUGUAUAUGAGGACACAUUUCCUGGAUCUGAAGUUUUUACACUUACAGCCCAUGAUGGAGACAGAGGAAACCCUAACAGUAUCAACUAUUCAAUUAUCGAUGGAAGUGAUGGGUCAUUUGUUAUAAGUAACACAAAUGGUUCUGUUAUUGUUCUUGAUGACCCCAUCCAUCUCAAGAAAGAGCUGUAUGAACUUAAAAUACAGGCUACAGAGACUGGCCCAGAUGGGAAGCUGGGAGCUCACUGCACAACAACUUUGACCAUCCGAGUAGUGGAUUUGAACAACCACCCUCCAACGUUUUAUGGAGAGAACGGACCUCAGAGCAAGUUUGAACUUAAUAUGUAUGAACAUCCACCAGAAGGAGAGAUAUUAAGAGGCCUAAAAAUUACAGUUAAUGAUUCCGAUCAGGGUGCUAAUGCUAAAUUUAACUUGAGGCUGGUGGGACCUGGUGGUAUUUUUAGAGUUGUCCCACAGACUGUACUGAAUGAAGCACAAGUUACAAUAAUAGUAGAAAAUUCAGCUGCAAUAGACUAUGAAAAGUACCAGCUUUUAGCAUUCAAGCUUCUAGCUGUUGAAAUUGAAACCCCGGAAAGGUUCAGUUCUACAGCUGAUAUUAUCAUACAUCUGCUGGACACCAACGAUAACAUUCCUAGAUUCUCCUCAGACUACUACAUUGCUAGAGUUCCUGAAAAUUCCCCUGGAGGUUCCAAUGUAGUUUCUGUGACAGCUGCUGAUCCAGACUCUGGUUUAUGGGGAGAGGUCAAGUAUUCAAUCUAUGGCUCUGGAUCCGAUUUAUUUCUUAUUCAUCCCUCAACUGGUAUCAUUUACACACAACCGUGGGCCUCACUUGAUGCUGAAGUGAAAUCAAAGUACAAUUUCUAUGUAAAGGCAGAAGAUACAGAAGGGAAGUAUAGCUUGGCAGAGGUCUUUGUCACAGUACUGGAUAUGAAUGACCACUGUCCUGAGUUUAACGACAAUAUUUUUGAAAAAACAAUGAUUAUUGGGGCACCAGUAAAAGUAGAGGCUGUAGAUUAUGAUGCAGAGGAGCCAAAUAAUGUUGUUGAAUAUUCCAUAAUGCAAACUGAUCCAGAUAAUAUUUUUGACAUAAAUGCAGCAACUGGAGAAAUCAAGCUGAAGCCUUACAUUAAAUCACUGGAUAUUGUCCAAAAUAUUACAAAACAAAAGGACUGCAAAUGGUCUGUAGUGAUUCAAGCUAAAGACAGAGGGUCACCAUCCUUUAGUACUACAGCAGUGGUGAAGAUUGAUAUCACAGAAGAGACUCGGCUCAGGGGCCCUAUGGCAGCAUUUUUAUUGCAAAGUAGAGAUAACCCUUUGAAAGCCCUAGGUGUGCUUGCUGGGGUCAUUUGCUUUAUGGUAAUCAUUACAGUCCUGAUCUCGACAGCCAUGUUCUUACGCAACAAAAAAUCCAACAGGAUCACUCCUGCCCGUCGCAUUAUCAAGAAAAGACCCAAAGACCAACACCCAAGGACAGCCAGGACAGCGUGGUUCAAGUUACGUCGUACCAGCAACCUUUCAGAGAAGUUUAUAAUUACUGAUCAUGAUCAGAACUGUGAAAACCUUAACUCCAAUAACAAUGUUGAAUUGCCAGCUCCACCUCCACCCUGUGCCCCUGUGUUGCCCCCUCCAACAAAGUACUUGGUCAACCCCAACAAAAUAGAGUUGAAUUUGCCCACUGUUUCAGGAGCUGUGGCCUCCAAAACUAACACACAGUCACUUUAUAGCAAAAAUCCCAACAUCAGCACAGCUUUAGUGUCUGAACUCAAGGUGAAGCUUGAGAAAAAAAUGAUGGAUGCCAACACAUACCAUAUUUAGAUAUCUAUUUACCGUUCAAAUUUUACAGGUUUCUAAAAAUAAAGUCAACAGCUGUCAGCUUUGUUAAUGUCCUUCAGUUUGCAAAUGUGAACAUUGCCCUUGUGCUUACUUUACAUUUUUAAAAUCUAUUUCAAUGCAAACAAGCUGCAGCAAGAUUGGGAUCUUUAGGACAACUUGUCUUGUGGAGUGUGGUUGAUUUUCAACUAAAGAAAUGUAUGAUAAAUCUAAUUAGCCUUAUACAGUAUGAACAAUACACUGUGUUAACUGAAUUUCUGCUCAUGCUGUUCAUUCAGCAUUGAUUUGUCGGUUUGACACUGACUUGGCUCCUGGAAACUAACUGUAUUUUUGGAAGAAUACAGAUUGAAAUAUUUUGUAAAAUUAUUUUGAACAAUGCUACAUAUUCCUUCAAAAUUUUAUCAGUAACUACAUGAGUGAACCAAUUUGUAUGGCAAACAUCCUGAAAUAUAAAGAAAAUUGCCUGCAUCUUGAACCAAGUAGAGUAAUUUUUUUCCUGUCAAAUAUUUUUGCAUACUAGGACCAAAGAGAAAAAUACACUUCUGGCUUUUAUUCUUUAUAAGCUUUAAUAUUAAA
Messenger RNA from Erpetoichthys calabaricus (reedfish), 3285 nucleotides. It is a transcript of the gene cdhr1a, whose product is annotated as cadherin-related family member 1a. Lineage: Eukaryota; Metazoa; Chordata; Cladistia; Polypteriformes; Polypteridae. Gene Ontology annotation, cellular component: catenin complex; plasma membrane. Bases 94 to 2694 code for a protein of 866 amino acids. The transcript has 17 exons. Gene Ontology annotation, biological process: homophilic cell-cell adhesion. Gene Ontology annotation, molecular function: cadherin binding; calcium ion binding. The record is from RefSeq and is a predicted model, not a curated record.